AUCUGGCUGCAGCAUCUUUAAGUCAGGCAGCACACUAAUUUUGACUGUCAUUUUAACAUGUGAACCAAAAUUACUGAAGAUGAAUUAAGUAUUUAUCCAACUUACUGAACAAACGUCAGUACUAAACUGCAUUUAAUCAUUAAUAGUUCGUGCAUGUUAUCAAAUUCAACAACUUAUACUUACUCUUGGUGGAGCGCUAACGUUAGCUCCUGCUGCCUUGACGUUCGCCAUCUUCUCAUACAUUUCGCGCCAGUGUAACGGACUGUGGCCCAAUUGUGAUUGGCCGAAAUUGUUAUUGACGUCUGAUUGGCUACGACUUAUUUAAAAAAUAAAAUAAAAACUUUUGAUUUGAGGAUAAAGCCCGCUCAGAGUGUCACAAACUAUUCAAUGGUGAUGUGUGUCAGUUUUUUUUAAAAGCAUAAAAUAUAUUUGAGAAUCGUAAUCAACCAGAUAUGCAAUGAUGGCGCACAAAAGAAGAUAUAAAGAACAUGUACUUGAUGAUUUGAGACAACCAUCAAAGGCCACGAAAUAUCGACGGAUAACAGAAUCUGAGAAUUAUUUUAAGUGCCGAGACCGAGGGAGUUACAAGAAGUAUCUCAAUUGCCCAUCCUCCCACAAAGAAAAGAGACGAGUCUCAACCGAGUUGUCCCAGAAUGCUCCUCAUGAAGGACCUCUGACAGAAAGUGCAAGCAGUCAGACAGCAGGACUACAGCAUGAGCAGGACACACAAAACAACAAAUCCUCAGAGCCUGACAGUGAGGCAGCCUGGAGACAGUCCCACUUAGUCCAAGUGAUGGAAUUACCCUCCACGUCAGACCAAGACAGACCUUGGACUCACAUAAGUGGGGACCAACCUGAUAUAAAAAUGCUAACAGAAUUACAGGACAUAUCCUGGACACAGCCAGAAGAGAACAAGUCUGUUCCAACUGCUGAUCAGCAUGAGCCAAACAAAAAGGUAUGGCAGGACAUAUCCUGGACACAACCAGAAGAGAACAUGUCUUUUCCAACUCCUGACCAGCAAGAGCCAAACGAAAAGGUUAGUAGCUUCUAUUUUUGUAUGUUUUCUAUACAGCAUGUUUCUUUUGCUAUAGGUUACUUUUUACAAUAAUUACUAUUAUGAUUAUGUCCUCAGGCAGGCCCAUUAACAGAUGGCGAUGAUCCUGUGUAUCCCGGCGCACCUCUGACAAAAGGACAAAGUUUACUGUUGCUUAUGUCCUUUAUACUAAGGCACAAUCUUACAGC
This is a messenger RNA of Carassius auratus (goldfish), 1242 nucleotides long. RefSeq lists its product as uncharacterized. The transcript has 6 exons. NCBI's taxonomy places the organism in Eukaryota, Metazoa, Chordata, Actinopteri, Cypriniformes, Cyprinidae. The coding region runs from base 458 to 1108 and encodes 216 amino acids. The record is from RefSeq and is a predicted model, not a curated record.